This is a messenger RNA of Epinephelus lanceolatus (giant grouper), 2942 nucleotides long. Its product is annotated as E3 ubiquitin-protein ligase MARCHF9-like. Gene Ontology annotation, molecular function: ubiquitin-protein transferase activity; zinc ion binding. Lineage: Eukaryota; Metazoa; Chordata; Actinopteri; Perciformes; Serranidae. Gene Ontology annotation, biological process: protein ubiquitination. The record is from RefSeq and is a predicted model, not a curated record.
GCAGCCUGUGUCAGUGCGCUGCUCACUGUGGAUGGAGCUCAUCUUCUCAGCUGCAGGAUGCUUUUAAUGGAAACCUGCGCUCUGUAACUACACAGACAAACAAGUUUCUGCUUUUUAUGGAGCUGACAUGCCUGAAAACCAACUCAAAAUGAAGUUUUCUCACCUGGAGAUCCCGCACCCGUCGCUGCAGCCUGCCAUGUGAAGUAUAGCAUUUUAUUGUCCCACUGACUCAUGAAGGCCUUGAUUCAUUUGGUGAUGUUUUGAUGAUGAUGAUGAUGGUGAUGUGCGGUUGUUUUUAACAACCCGGAAGGGACGGCUGCGGUCUGCUGUCGGCUCAUUUUGUGUUUGCAGGGGGGGAAUCCAUAUCUGACACCCUCUCCAUCUUCCUGAUUUGUGGCGCAGAGAUGGUUGGGAAAAACACAGAACUGUGAGUGCAAGUUGUCGUGCAAUGGAUAUUUGUUUAUUAGUCACCAGAUUUUCUUUUGAUCGCAUCUCAUCUGUGACACGCUACCGGGCUGUCGGACCCGCUUAAGGGGGCAAGGUGUGGGACGAAACCCGCUCGGUCCAGUAGCCAAAAAUAAAGACAAGAAAUAGGCUACAGCGAAGAAGAAGAAGAGACAAUGGGAAAGUGGUGAACUGAUGGAUGCCACUGCGAGACAACAAAGGAUGCACGCGUGUCACCUCGUGUAACAUCCUCCACCCUGUAGGUAAAUGAUGAAACUCACAUAUAAAUCGGCUUUGACUUAGUUGUUAAUAGGAUUUAAUAGCCUAUCAACCCCCCUCAGACACCCUCGAUGCUUUUCCGCCUGGAGAAGAAUAGACACCAACAUUUUCUCCUCUGCUGAUUUCCAACCACCCAAAGGGAGCUCUGGGAUACCAUUAAACAACCGGAUUGAACAUGUAGCCUAGGCAUGGGAGGAUGUUGUUGGACCCCUCGGACUCUGAUGUUGGUGCCUCACAGUUCGUGGCUUUCAGCCUCCAUUGAAUCCCGAAUGAAAACGCCUCUAUCCAUGAGAAAUAAUGCUUCCCUAUUGGCUGGAUCGCGGUGCACAUGCUAUAACAACAGGAUAUGCAAAGAGCUAUGGGCUGAUCUAAUAGCCUAUCAUGUUCCCCGCAUGCUUUUUUGACCGAGAUCUGUAUUUUAUUUAAUAGGAUGUGAACUGCCUAAUCAAAUGAUUCAGAUGCCACCAUAAUAAUAAUAAUAGGUUGAUGAUGAUGAUGAUGAUGAUGAUGGUAAUUUAUAAUGGACUUGCCACAGUCAAGCUGAAGGCUGUUUUAUCUCACAGAGCAGUUGUGCCUGUGUAGUAAAGCUGCUGAAGAAUGUUCAAGUAUCGGAUCCGGAUGUUUUUCAAUGAACUCAAAGUGUUGUUACUGAUGCGCUCUGGAUCAAGCAGGAGGACUGUCACGGGCACAGACCCGGACACGCAGACCAGGAUGCGAGGGCUCGCCAUAGGUGGCUGUGGUUGGCCGCCGUUGAACUGCACUCACCGGGACGAUGAGGAGGAGUAUUAUGGCUCUAACUCCCGGCCGCGCAGCCUGGCGUUGGAGGAUACAGAAGAAGACAAACCCCAGGGACGAGGCCUGGAUGCCGCUUCACUCCCGAGUCUCUCGGAGAGCGGGAUGCGAUCACCGCAGUGCCGGAUCUGCUUCCAGGGGCCAGAGAAGGGGGAGUUGUUGAGCCCUUGUCGCUGUUCUGGCUCUGUGCGCUGUACUCACCAGUCCUGCCUUAUCCGCUGGAUCAGUGAGAGAGGCUCCUGGAGCUGUGAGAUCUGCUACUUCAAGUACCAGGUCCUGGCCAUCAGCACCAAAAACCCUCUGCAGUGGCAGGCCAUCUCUCUGACUGUGAUCGAGAAGGUGCAGAUUGCAGCUAUUAUCUUGGGCUCUUUGUUCCUCAUCGCCAGUAUCUCCUGGUUGGUGUGGUCCUCUCUCAGCCCUUCAGCCAAAUGGCAGCGGCAGGACCUUCUCUUCCAGAUAUGUUAUGGCAUGUACGGCUUCAUGGACAUAGUUUGUAUAGGCCUUAUAAUCCAUGAAGGAUCGUCUGUUUACCGGAUCUUUAAGCGCUGGCAGGCGGUGAACCAGCAGUGGAAAGUACUGAACUAUGAGAAAGCGAAGGACUUAGGUGACCCCAUCAGUUCCAACAGUAAAGGUCGAGGUGAGAGGAACUCGGACAGCGGACGGAGGGCAAGUCGACAUGUCAGGACUAUUCUCAACCACCACUGUGGCUAUACCAUUUUGCACAUCCUCAGCCAGUUAAGACCCAACAGCCUGCGCAGAGCCAACCAUGAGGUUGUCAUGAGGGUGACAACAGUAUGAGGCUGGGUUAAACAGACAAAAGUGCUCUGAUGUUUAAGGAGGAGGUCAAAGUGUUGAUUGGGAUUGAAUCUAAAGAUCCUAAUCUGCCAUAUAAACACUGCCGUUAACUUCCAGUCUCACACUACACUCACAGAAUCUCCCUGAGCUCAAAGUGGACACAAGAAGAAUUUCUGAGAUUUGAGCAAAGGGAGAAUGUUGUGGUUUUAUCUUGAAAGAGUAAGACCGGGGAAACAAGACAUACGAAAAAAUCAUUUUGAUUCUUAAAGCUGAUAACCAUUUUUUACCACCAUGACCAAUGUUAUUAAGUGUCAUUGAAAUAUUUUUGUUUUGCUUUCUAAAGAAAAAAUAAAUGUCAUUAAGUUUGAUUUGGAUUUUACUCUAAUAGAGAGUUUGAUGGUGAAAAUGAUUGUGCUCCUGUGACCACUAUAACAAUGGCCCGACCCCCCAAUUGAUUUAUCGUAUUCAUGAGGGUCCGCCAUGAUCUGAUAGAUUUUUCACUUGAAGCAACAUCCAUGGAUCCGACGUUAAAAAGCCCAAUAAAACUUGAGACACGACACAAUUGAUUAAAGUAUACCCUUAAAGUACAAUUCAGGUUUUGUAAUAAAGACUUUGUUGCUCUCAAAGGAGGA